AUGUCAGCAUCAGAAAAUCCAUAUACGUUAGAUCCCUUCGAUAACUUUUGCGCCAUCAGUGGGCACCAAACACUUUUCCUCGAUGGGAAGCUCUAUAUAACUCCGGGAUUUGCCCGUGUGUACAUUUCUCCUGGUGUCAAUCGCACGGCUUCAAGUCCCUGGAUUCGAGUGAUUGACCUUUCAAGCUCCUUCUCCUUGGACCAAACUAGAUCAGUCAGCAGCGUACUUCCCACGAGCAUUAUUCCUGUCGACAUCCCCAAUGUCCAAGUUCCUGCCUUUUGGUUCGAUUCUUUUUCUUCUUCUAUUAUCUACGCCCAAGGAGUCCCCACGGUCGAAGGAGGCGUUAUACGUGACCCCUCCCUCCGCUCAUUCGGCUCCCGUGGAAAAUCAUGGAUAGGCAACUAUGAUUCGCGAAAUCAAUCUUUUGCACCAUGGGAAGAGGUGGACACACCGUUCAAUGGGCAAAGAGGACUAGCGUCCUCAUUUCGAAAAGUGUUUGACCCAGUAAAAAGAAAAGGAUAUAUCUACGGCGGGUCUGUUCAGCCCGAUGAUGGGUCCACACGUACCCCUAACCGUCAGCUGUUAACAUAUGAUGCUGCAACAAUGAUCUGGACAAAUGGUACAACCGAACCUAGUGUUUUUGAUACCCUUGGUACAGCUAUUCCGUAUCGGGCUCCACGAGGUGAGCUUCUCAGCUUGAUAUUCGGGGGCCGCCUCAACGACACACAACUUGAUAUGGAUACCAUAUAUAUCCACGAUACUAAAUCAAAUACUUGGCAUCGACAGCGUACUAACGGGCCAAUGCCAAACGGCCGCCAACAUUUCUGUGCCACGCCAAUAACCUCUGCAGAUAACAGCAGUACACAGGUUCUUGUCUACGGCGGUUUUGCAUCUGGCUCUAGAGCCUAUACCGAUAUCUUUGCUCUUUCACUCCCUUCAUUUACGUGGACAAGAAUUGAAGCUUCAUCACCGGAUUCCCUCCCCGGCCCUAGUUCCAGGCUACAACCAACUUGCAAUAUCAUAAAUAAUCAUAUACUGGCAGUAUUUGGAGGGAGAAACCUCGCUGGUGGAGAUACUGCCCGCUGCGACAAUAAUCAGAAUGCCCUUUUUAUGUAUGACCUUAAUGAAAGAGAAUGGAUUAUGAAUUAUAAUGCCAGCAAUAAGGCGGUCUACAGGGUACCCGAAGAUGUCUAUAAAACUAUUGGUGGAAAUGAGUUUGGAGGUGCCACCCUAAACGCUCCUCCCAACGGCUUUGAUACUCCACAAUUGGCAGAGUUGUUUGGCGCUGAGGCCUCACCAACACCCCCAGUCGAAUCUGGUACGCCCGAAACAGGUUCCUCCAAAACGAAUCGGCGUUCUCUAAAUAUCGGUGCUAUAGCGGGUGGUAUCGUUGGUGGCAUAAUAAUAAUCGCUGCUAUCGUUAUUGUAUACUUAUGGAGACGUAGAAGGUCAAACCUUCAGCUAUACGAUUCCUCGUCUGAUGGGCUACCGCCUAGACCUGGGAUUCAAGAAGAGCCUCAUAAUGGAGUUGAAGAUGAACCCUUACCAAUAGCAGAAGGAAAUCAGCAGCGCUCUACAAUUAUUUAG
Messenger RNA from Orbilia oligospora ATCC 24927, 1587 nucleotides. RefSeq lists its product as uncharacterized. NCBI's taxonomy places the organism in Eukaryota, Fungi, Ascomycota, Orbiliomycetes, Orbiliales, Orbiliaceae. Bases 1 to 1587 code for a protein of 528 amino acids. Gene Ontology annotation, molecular function: protein binding. The transcript is spliced from 4 exons. The record is from RefSeq and is a predicted model, not a curated record.